CAAAAACGUUACUUUUUACCAUGUGCUUAGAAUGCCUUAAUAAUAUUUGCAUGCUUGUCAUUAUGAAAAGAACUUUAGUAAAUAACUAUUUGAUGUUUCCAGUAUGGUAUAAGUGGAGUAAAUACAGUAGAUACCAAGGAAGUAGAAGUUCUGAUUCGCGUAUAAAUUGACAGAGAAAAAGGGACAACAGGUGGCGCGAUUAGUGUUUCAAAAAAACGGUUAUGGUGCAAGUGACCUAUGUGAUAGUCUGAAAAGGAGAAGCGAAACCGCAGCAGACGUGGGAGGCUCUGGGGGCAGUGGAAAGAAAUCGCAAGACCUAUUUCCCUUAUCACGGGUCAAAACAGCAGCCAUUUCACAGUAUGGAGCUUUACAAACACGACGCUUAAGUUAGGUGAAGGCUUAAGUGCGUUUAAAACCAUGGAUUUCAAGAACCAAAAUGUUGGUUUAGAACUACUCUUGGCACACAUGAAUAUUGGAGACAUCAUUGAGGCUGUGGAGAGGCUCUACUCGGACGAAGAGGACGAAGAGGACGAAGAGGAAUCACAAGAGUCGCUCGUGGCUCUUUCAGGAAAUAAUAUGGAUGAAACCGAGCUUUCGGAUGGCACAGCCUCACCUGACUUGGAUUCCCGUGUGCAGAAUGACAAAGUGAGAUACGGAAACGUGACGGACCUGCUGGCGUUUGUGAACAUGGUGUCCAACACAUCUGCAUCCACGCUUUCCAAGCUUGAAGAUGAGCUCGGGGUGCUACUGAACAAGACAGACAUGGUUAUAAAAGAGGGCCGCUAUCGCAUUGAUUUGGACGUGCUCCUAUUUCCAUGGAGGCUGACUUACAAGGCUCCAGGCUCAGGCCACAUUCCCAAAGGCUCUUUCGGGAAAGUCCACUUGGCUCAAGACAUCGAAACACGCAAGCGAAUGGCAUGCAAACGGAUCCCUUUGGAGCACUUUAAGCCAGCAGAUGUGGAGAUCCAGGCUCGGUUUCGUCAUGAAAACAUUGCUGAACUGUACGGGGCCCUGCUGUGGGAGCAAGGGGUCUAUCUUUUCAUGGAGGCUGGAGAAGGUGGCUCAGUUCUGGAGAAACUGGAGAGCUGCGGUCCAAUGAGAGAGUUUGAGAUCAUUUGGGUCACGCAACAGGUUCUUCGUGGAUUAGAGUAUCUGCACUCUAAGAACAUCAUACACCAUGACAUCAAGCCCAGUAACAUUGUGCUGAUGUCUGCCAAAGCUGUGCUCGUAGACUUUGGUCUAACAGUGCAGAUGACUGAAGAUGUAUACAUUCCUAGAGAUCUCAGAGGGACUGAGAUGUACAUGAGUCCGGAGCUGGUUUUGUGUCGAGGCCACAACACAAAGACAGACAUCUACAGCCUGGGCACCUCCAUUAUUCACAUGCAGACUGCUAGCCCACCUUGGGUGAGAAGAUACCCACGCUCUGCAUACCCCUCGUACCUCUACAUAAUCCAUAAGCAGGCUCCUCCUCUGGAAGACAUAUCCGAGGACUGCAGUCCAGCUAUGCGUGGCCUUCUUGAGCGAGCACUGGAGAGAGUCCCAACACUGAGGAGCUCUGCCACAGAGCUUCUGAACGAGGAGGCUCUCCACCCCUCACGAGAAGACCAGCCUCGCUGCUGGAGUCUAGACUCUGCCCUUGGGGACAGCACACACCCGCUUAUACGCCAACACAGUCAGAUGACUGAUAGCACGCACGACUCCUCUCUGUACCUUGAAGAUUCUGGCCCUUUUAAAAGAAAAGCUUCCCUCUACGUAGACCUUGGUGCUCUCGCUGGCUACUACAAUUUUGUCCGUGGACCACCGAGUGCAGAGUAUGGCUAGAGGACUCCGGGGGUCAAUUUUGUGUUUGUGAUUGUGGGAUUUAUGAGGUACCAUAUAAGGUAUCAAUGUCCUGAAGAAACACAUGGGCUAUGUAAAUGUACGGGACCUUGUUUCAGUGUUUCUGUAAAUUGAAUUCUGUCACCACAAGUACCAGUUUAAAAUGGCUGAUUUGCUUGAUGAUGGGCUGGAAAUUAUAUACAUUCUUUCAGUCCAUAGUUUGUUAUGGAAACCGGAACGAGAUGACUAUUAGCAAUGUCAGUAGAGUUAUAACCUGUAUGCUUGCAUAUCAUAUGUGGUUAAUGGUAAAAAGAGCAAAUCGGUGUGUACAGGUCAUCUUUAAUAAGAGAAAAGUGAUUGUUGUAUACAAGGAAAUGGUACAUAAAGUGUAUACAGGACUAUAAACGAUUAUAGUAAUGAUACUCGGAUGUGUAGAUGUGCAGUGAAUUAUUGGAUUUAAGAGUCAUAGGUUACAGUAUGGGGAAAAGCCCUGAAGUAAUUCUCACUGUCUGUGAAAAUGUGUUGUCCUUCAUUUUAGCCAUGCUGGAUUUACAGUUUAUAUCUGUUUCACAUUUUAUAAGCUUGAGGCUGGGCCUUCUCAGGACUACUACUUGUAUAAAUCAAGAAAAUGUAGUUCAAAAGUGUCUUAUAAUUGCAGGACAAUUAACACUCCUGGUUUAAUAUGUAAUACACACACAUUUAAUAGGAUAUGCUGGAUCAAAUCCUUAUUUCAUUUUAAUACUGAAGGUUUUUCCGCUUGCAAAAGGGUCAUUGUGGCUGCAGGUUUUCAUAACAGCCAAUUAUUUACAGGGGUGGAUAAAGUCUGGAGCUAUUAACCCUUUGUAAAUAAAACACAAUUAGUUUACAUAUGUGCUUUAUAUGUAUGCUAAACAUAACUUCUGUUUACCACAAUAUAAUUAUUAUAAUACAGAACAGGGCAAAACAAAAUUUAGCAUUAUAUUCAAGAUAUUUGCUUGAUGGGGUCACUGGACACUUGCCCAUGUUUGUGUUUUUCUGUACUGUUUUCAUUUUCAGAUUUUCCUGGAAAAUGUUAAUGUUGUUCCUGUGGAAUGUGUUUUUUUUUUGUUGUUGAGUACUUGCAGUGCAAAUAGUCACAAUUGAGCAUGUGCUUUAGACACGAAUAACAACACGGCUGUAGUGUGGCAUAAGAAAUUCUUUAUUCAUUUAGUAGCCUUGUUUAACUAUACGCAUAAAUGUUCUGCAUAUCUGUACACUAUACUGCCAAUACAUGCGUUUUGAGAAACUUUUAUUUUUCAUUAUGUACUUUGGUGUAAGUUGUUUUGUACACCAAGAGUGUGAUAUGUGAAUGUGCACUGUAUUGAGAAUCUGCAAAGUUCAUAGGUUAUGAACUUAAUACAUUUUUUUUUUUAUAAACAUUGUUUUUUUUUUAACUUCUUGAAAGUCUUUAUGGAGUUAAUAAAAGU
Messenger RNA from Silurus meridionalis, 3263 nucleotides. It is a transcript of the gene map3k8, whose product is annotated as mitogen-activated protein kinase kinase kinase 8. Gene Ontology annotation, molecular function: protein kinase activity; ATP binding. The coding region runs from base 418 to 1821 and encodes 467 amino acids. The record is from RefSeq and is a predicted model, not a curated record. The transcript has 8 exons. Lineage: Eukaryota; Metazoa; Chordata; Actinopteri; Siluriformes; Siluridae. Gene Ontology annotation, biological process: protein phosphorylation.